Messenger RNA from Gavia stellata (red-throated loon), 1368 nucleotides. RefSeq names its product D(1) dopamine receptor. Gene Ontology annotation, biological process: adenylate cyclase-activating adrenergic receptor signaling pathway. Gene Ontology annotation, molecular function: G protein-coupled receptor activity. Gene Ontology annotation, cellular component: membrane. The record is from RefSeq and is a predicted model, not a curated record. Lineage: Eukaryota; Metazoa; Chordata; Aves; Gaviiformes; Gaviidae. The transcript has a single exon. The coding region runs from base 1 to 1368 and encodes 455 amino acids.
AUGGGGAACGCGGCGGGGGGCGGCCCGCGGGCGCUGCGGGCCCUCACCGGGUGCCUGCUGGGUGCCCUGGUGCUGAGCACGCUGGUGGGCAACGCGCUGGUGUGCCUGGCCGUCCUGCGCUUCCGCCACCUGCGCGCCAAGGUCACCAACUGGUUCGUGCUGUCGCUGGCCGUCUCGGACCUCUGCGUGGCCCUCCUGGUGAUGCCCUGGAAGGCGGUCACUGAGGUGGCUGGUGGCUCCUGGCUCUUCGGCAGCCGCUUUUGUGACACCUGGGUGGCCUUCGACAUCAUGUGCUCCACUGCCUCCAUCCUCCACCUUUGCAUCAUCAGCCUGGACCGGUACUGGGCCAUCGCCAGCCCCUUUCGCUACGAGCGCAGGAUGACACAGCGCCUUGCCUGCGCCAUGAUAGCCAUGGCCUGGGCCCUCUCCAUCCUCAUCUCCUUCAUCCCGGUGCAGCUACACUGGCAUAAAGCCGAGGAGAGGAGAUACCCAGGCUCCUGGCUGUCUGGGACACCCAGCUGUGAUGUCAGCCUGAACCGCACUUACGCCAUCACCUCCUCCCUUAUCAGCUUCUACAUCCCCGUGGCCAUCAUGGUCAUCACCUAUACCAGGAUCUACCGAAUUGCCCAGGCCCAGAUCCGCCGCAUCUCCACCCUCGAGCGAGCAGGCGGACAGUGGCCAGCUCACGGCAAGGAGCCCACCUCCUCUUUGCGGAGUUCCCUGCGCAAGGAGACCAAGGUGCUGCAGACCCUCUCUAUCAUUAUGGGAGUCUUCGUUUGCUGCUGGCUGCCCUUCUUCCUGCUCAACUGUCUGCUGCCUUUCUGCCAGCCUGAGCUGGAGAGUGACCAUGAAGGACAGUCACCCUGUGUUGGCCAAACCACCUUCAACAUCUUUGUGUGGUUUGGCUGGGCCAACUCCUCAGUGAAUCCAGUGAUCUAUGCUUUCAACGCAGACUUCAGGCGGGCUUUCAGCAACCUCCUGGGCUGCCAGUGCUUCUGCUGUGGCACACCCAGAUCCACUGUGGAGAGGGUCAACUUCAGCAAUGAGCUGGUUUCCUAUCACCGUGACACCUGCCAGAAGGAAGGAGCUGCCUCGUCCUCAGUACCUCCCGCUGCCAUCACUGCCUGGGUGCAGCCCAUACCCCAGGCCAUAAGCCUUCAGGGAGAGGACAGCAGUGAGGAGAUGUCUAUGGAGAAGAGGCCUGUGACUUCUCAGACACAGGUUGCCCCUGGCAGCAGCCCCAAGAGUUGUCAGGUGCCAGCUAUUUUGCAACUGAAUUGCGAGGCAGAGCUGUCCCUGGAAACUAUUACCCCCUGUGCCGGGCUUGGUCGGUGUGAGGGACCCCAUCACCCUGUUCCAGAGGGAUAA